CUAAGUUCGUAUUUGCUAAAUCGAAAAAUACAUGUUCGAACUAUUGGAGUACUCCGAGGCAUUUCUUCUGGUGUAGGUUUAUUGGUGAGUGAAUCUUGUAAUUUUAAGAUAACCUGUAUGCGCGGGCAACUCUGCACACCUGUACUUUUUAAAAGUCUUAGUAGCUUACCAGAUGUUUGCAAAAUGGCAUAUUUCUUUCAAAUGUUGGCUUUCCAAAUAUGUGUUCAAGGGGACUUUUGGCUACACCCUUAUGCUUCGCUUUUGCAGUUUGGAGACAACUGGCUUGUGGGGAGUUGCAUGGCAAGCCUUGUCAUUAGGGUUGGCAUCCAUUUUCCUAUCUGUGAACCAUAGCAAAGACACACUUACCAAUGAUAUAUUCUUACAAUUGUUCAUUAUUUUGGUCAUAAGCUCUCGGCUUGGUUUGUGGAUCUUUGGUAUUUCUGUCAUCCAACUACAGCAGCAGGAAACACCCGAAAAAUACCGAUGCCUUGUUGGKGGUGUGCAGGAAUCCUUAAAUGCCCUCUUGAACAUGAUUGCCAAUGGUAUUGGCCUAAUUUUCACRCAUCCAGAUGAUUUUGUCUACAUAUCUACAAGUGGAUUCAUCAGUGUCACACUUGCCUUUUUUUUCUUUUUCCUUGGAAUAUUUCUUCCGAGAAGAAAUGCGACAAGGGAAUUGCAAACAUGCAAUAAUGGGAAGAAUUGAACAAGAUGUUGAUGUAGACCCAAAAGGGGUUGUUGAUACUCUUGCAUUCCAUUUUUGUAUUUAAAWAAGAAGCUUAUAUUACAGUGCAGACUGUGUACUAGUGAAUAAAUUGAUAGCAGAUAAUGAAGAGAAAGUUAGUGUAGUGUCAAUUGAUAAUACAUGCAAACAGUAUUUUCCACAAAAAUGUAGCAAUUUGGUUGAAAAAAGAAAAAACAGUAGUAUUGCUAGUAGACGUGUAGCAGUAUUUGGGGGGUACCAGUAGGCCUAUUACUGUUUUUUGGUUGCAUGGAAGCAAUCAUGAGAAUGCAAUUUUAGUUGCAAUUUUCGCAUACAGUAAACUUACGGUACCGGUACGUACGACAUGCUUGUAUGAAAUUACCGUAAGGUACGUAUGUUGGAACGURCGUGUGAUUGGUGAUUGGAUCUUUCCGGAGGGUUUUCGAUGUUUUUUGAAUUUGAAAUUUUUCAAAAAAAUCUGUUUUUAUUUUUUGUGUUUCCCCUUCUAAUCUGCUAAUGCAUGCUGUAACCAGUAAGUAAGUUACGGUACGGUACAAAAAUGCAUAGGGCGGACGGAUUACGCUUUUUGCGACGGCACCCGGUUCGGURGGCUAGAAGGAUUAUGUUCCACCACCGAAACCAAAACCGCCAGACUUAUACAGUAAGCAAGAAAGUGCGUACUCGUACGAGCACAGAAUGCCGGUGCACCGGUCGAGACACUGCUGAUCGGCACCGGCUCGUCCCWAACGAUGAAGCGGGAGAGGUCCUUUCACGGCCGGGGCCUCUUGGGCCUGGCGCUCUGCGYCGUUCUCUCCUUUGUGAGCGUGUACCGGGAAUCCCUCGACACGCACGCCUUUCGGGAACAACAGGCACUCCUCUAUUCCUCCUCCUCCUCGGUCCCCCGGCACGGGAACCAUGGGAUCGACGGCAAUCCCCCCGCCGGGGGUGUCACUGACAAUGCACCCCUAGGGUUGCACCGGUCGGAUUACUACCAGCACGAGCACGAGCACGAGCACGAGCACGAGCACGAGCACGAGCUCGAAUCCGAGUACCCGGGGCACCCGAGACCGAACGGAAGGGGUAGCAACGCCACGAGCGCGAGCAUCGACCGCACCGGGCGAAGCCAAAGAGCCCUUCCCCGCGUGUGCGUGUUCCUGGCUGGAGGGCAUCCCCCGUCCCACUCGUGGUCGUCGGAGGCAUCGCCGGGCAUCUUCCGGCAAAUGGCCUAUCUCUCGAACGAGAACAAUCCGUUGUCCUCCACCCCCGAUUCUUCYGCAACGGGGGCCGCGAAAGGCGACAAAAAACGAAAUCGAAAUGCGAAGGGRACGGCGGCGAUUCGAUUUGUGGUGCUCGCAGGAGAAGACGGGAUUCCGGGGAAGGAUUCCGACGCAYAUCGAACGAAUCAAACGAUGGAACUGCCUCUGCCGGCGCCCGCAUCGGGGGGCGAACGACAAGAAGCCUACAGGGACUUUGAACGCGACUGGUUUGAGAAUUGCGAAGCCGUGACAAUCGAUAAGACGGAUGCCGAUGUCGGCAGCAAGAAGAACCAAAAGCGCAAGUCGCACCAUCGAACAGAAAGCUCAAAGCGAGUCGUUCGACCCACCUGCAAUUCCUUUCACGAACUGGAUGUUGUGCAGGGRUAUUCUGAUGCCGUUCACGCCGACGAUCCUGGAAAGCGAUCCCAGAGCAUCGAGCUUCUUGGACAGGGAUCCUGGAGAAGCGUUUGGAAACUGAACAACAACAACRACGACGRCGRCGACGGCGACCACCACAGCAGCGUCGUUUUGAAGCUGCUGCAUACCCACCACGACUUUGACGAGUAUUCGUACUCUAUUCACGAGAUGGACGCCAUCGUCAUGGAGGCACUGACGGCAUCGGAAUACGUGGUCGAUAGCUACGGGUUUUGCGGCCAGAGUGUCCUCACAGAAGCGGCUACCGAGUCGGGGCGAUCCUUCAUCAAGCGCAAAGAAUGGAGUUGGAGAGACCGCAUCAAGAUGGCACGGGAUCURGCCCGUGGGCUGGCCGACCUCCACGCCUUUGCCGCACAUCCGUACGGCGACAGAAGCAACGGGAAUCGGAAGAAGGAACAGCCGCCGCCGCUGCCUCUUGUCUUUGCCCACCACGACGUCAAUCCGGCCAACGUGAUCGCCGUCCACCCCGGCCGGAUUCGGUGGAACGACUUYAAUCUCGGAAUCCUCAAUCGAUACUAUCGCAAACCCCACGAUCCUUCMYCGACAGCCCCGGAAACCAACAGCAGCCACAAGCAGGCGGGGUCGAGRCUGCCAUCCGACUACAAAGAAUGCCCGACACCGAUCCGGUACGAGCAGCUCCUGUGGAGAUCCCCCGAAGAGUGCUACAACCAAACCGGAACGCUCCUUCUCGACCCGGAGAACAGCGGCAGAAACACCGCCGCACAGGCCGCRGAUGUCUACAGCCUGGGAAACAUCUUGUUCUAYGUCCUAGCGAGGCACCAGCCRUGGAGCCACCUGGAAGAAGACACRCAUCCACCGAGCGGCAACGAAACCACCGAAAUGGCAUCGAACUCCACCMCUUCCGCMAAACUGGACACGGGCAGCACCCUCCAGAACAAGAAGGAUUCCCUCGCGAGCAUCGGGCGGGCCAAGGUCGGGGGCAAGCUGCCGAACCUCCCCGAGCGCUACCUGGCGCGGAMCGAGGCCAGGCUCCUGUGGAAGGCCGUCCAGAGGUGCUACGAGCACGAUCCGACACUCCGACCCACGGCCCUGGAGGUUGCCGGRAUUCUCGGAGACGCCUACGAGAAGGCGCUGGCCUACCACGAUCGCGACAAGGGGAAACGGAACCAGAAAUCCAAGAAACCAAAACCGAGAUCCUAUCCAAGAGCAGAAGAAUAGACCCCGGACAAGAACACCGAGCACUACCGCUGAGCCCGGGCCGCCUCUUCUKKCGCUGGCGUAGGCAAGAACCGCAAAC
Molecule: messenger RNA, 3649 nt
Organism: Pseudo-nitzschia multistriata
Lineage: Eukaryota; Bacillariophyta; Bacillariophyceae; Bacillariales; Bacillariaceae
Source: the annotation of a GenBank genome assembly